GGUUGUUCCGGUUGUGGAAAAUGUGACUGCAGUGGAGUAAAAGGGCAAAAGGGAGAAAGAGGCUUGCCGGGACUACAGGGUGUGAUUGGGUUUCCUGGAAUGCAAGGACCUGAAGGUCCCCCUGGGCCACCAGGGCUUAAGGGUGAUACUGGAGAACCAGGACUGCCAGGAACAAAGGGAACAAGAGGCCCCCCAGGAGCAUCAGGCUUUCCAGGAAACCCAGGUCUUCCUGGCAUUCCUAAAUCCUGGUCAAGAUGGCCCUCCUGGUCCACCUGGUAUUCCGGGAUGUAAUGGCACAAAGGGUGAAAGAGGUCCAGUAGGUCCCCCAGGGUUGCCAGGAUUGACUGGGAGCAUAGGACCUCCAGGACCUCCUGGAAUGAAGGGAGAUCCAGGUGAAGUGAUUGGUCUUUUACCUACUAGUGUGCUAAAAGGUGAUAAAGGCUUUCCUGGCCAACCUGGACUACCUGGUCCGCCUGGAGCUCCAGGGUUUCAGGGACCAAUGGGGCCACAAGGGCCUCCAGGAGAACCAGGUCCUCCAGGGCCACCAGGACUCCCAGGAGAGAAGGGCUACAUGGGCUUGGGCUUUCAGGGUCCCAAAGGUGAAAAGGGAGAACAAGGGGUAAGGGGCCCCCCAGGCCCACCAGGACCAGCACCACAUGUGAAAGAAAAAGGGACUGAAAUAAUAAGGGGAGAAAAGGGUGAGCCAGGUGAAAAGGGUGAACAGGGAGCCCCAGGAUUUCCAGGUUCAGGUUUCAAAGGAGAAAAAGGUGAACCUGGGAAGCCUGGUCCACGUGGAAAGCCUGGAAAAGAUGGUGAUCCAGGACCAAAAGGAGAACCCGGUUUGCCUGGUGGGUUUGGGAUUCCAGGACGACCUGGAGAGCCUGGUUUGAAGGGUGACAAAGGUGAACGAGGUUUUCCAGGACCUCCAGGAAGAGUUAUAGAUCCUGGACCAGUGGAUACCUUUGGUGAAAAAGGAGAGCCUGGAGUUUCGGGUUUGCCUGGACUGAAAGGUCAAAAAGGUGAAAAAGGUUUCCCUGGUAUACAAGGAAUCCCAGGACCUCCAGGCCGACCACUUCCAGACAGGGUAGGAUCACCUGGUGUCCCUGGAGAGAGAGGUGAAAAAGGUGAAAAGGGUUCUCCAGGAUUCUCUUUACCCGGACCCCCUGGAAGAGAUGGUUUCCCAGGUCCCCCGGGGUUGCCUGGCCCACCAGGUCCACCAGGAGUAACAGAUGGAAUUGAUCAGUGCCAGCAGGGAGAACCUGGUGCACCAGGUACUCCUGGACCUCCAGGAAGAGAUGGAUUUCCAGGAGAGAUGGGAGAGAAAGGUGACAAAGGUGAAUCCUGUGCCUUUUGUGAUGUGGGACCUCCUGGACUUCCAGGACCACAAGGGCCCCCAGGUCCAGCAGGUUUUCCAGGACAAUCAGGUUUCAAGGGUGAAAGAGGCUUACCUGGACUUGAUGGCCUUCCAGGGGUACCUGGCCCCCCCGGCACUCCAGGACUUAUGGGCAGCCCUGGGGCAAAAGGAGAACCAGGAGAUUUCUCUUAUCCUUCUAUCCUGAAAGGUGACAAAGGAGAUCCUGGUUUACCAGGACAACCAGGUACUCCUGGAAGAGAAGGAAGACCAGGAAAAGAUGGUUUGCCAGGUCUCCAGGGUCCGAAAGGAGCAGCGGGUACAGCUGGCUUGAAAGGAGAACGUGGUCCCCCUGGCCAACCCGGAUUCCCUGGAGUACGUGGUGAAAGAGGUCUUCCUGGCCCUCCUGGGAUAGGCACCGCAGGGUUACCUGGUGACAAAGGAGACAGAGGCUUUGCUGGAACCCCAGGUUUACCAGGCCUUCCAGGAGCAAAGGGUGAAGCAGGACGAACUGUACCACUCCCCGGACCUCCUGGGGCAGAUGGCCUUCCUGGGCCACCUGGUUUCCCUGGACCCCAAGGUGACAAAGGGAAUCCUGGGCUUCCAGGUAGACCUGGUCUGCCAGGAGAAAAAGGUGCUGUUGGGCAGCCAGGUAUAGGGUUCCCUGGACCUCCGGGACCCAAAGGUUUCCAAGGUCAGCCUGGCUCACCUGGUCUGCCGGGGACUCCAGGAACCCCUGGCCUGGAUGGUUUGCCAGGUGUACCGGGUUUACAAGGUCAAAAAGGUGAACCUGGUGUAGGCCUCCCUGGCCCUAAGGGAUUGCCAGGCCCCCCAGGCCCAGCUGGCAUCCCUGGAGAAAAGGGAAAUCCAGGACUGCCGGGUUUACGUGGCGAGCAAGGCUUUCCGGGCAUACCUGGACAGCAAGGGUUCAGAGGUGACCCCGGCCUCCCAGGACUGCAGGGCUUGCAGGGCCCUCCGGGCACUCCAGGGCCAGGCCCACAGGGGUUGCCAGGGCCCGCCGGGCAGCCGGGACCCCAGGGACCACCAGGAUUUCCUGGAAUAAAAGGAGAAAGGGGAUUCCCUGGUAUCCCUGGUCUAGAUAUGCCAGGACCAAAAGGGGAAAAAGGUAGCCAGGGCCAGCCCGGGGUACCAGGGUCUGUGGGGCUCCCCGGCCUGCCGGGUCCGCAGGGGGCUGUUGGACUGAAAGGAUCAGCAGGACCCAAAGGAGAAAUGGGAGUUAUGGGAACUCCUGGGUUGCCAGGAACUCCUGGACCAGUUGGAGAUCGAGGGUUUCCUGGUGAAAAAGGUAGCCCGGGUUUCAAAGGUGUAGUUGGACCACAAGGUGAUCCUGGUGUCAAAGGAGAUAAAGGUGAAGCUGGUCUCCCAGGAAAACCUGGAACAAUGGAUACCAUGGACAUGGUUAGUCUCAAAGGCCAAAAAGGAGAACAAGGAGAAAAAGGGGACCAUGGAGCAACAGGAGAAAAAGGGUUACGUGGGGAUUAUGGAGAACCAGGAAUUCCAGGAAAGGAUGGUGAACCUGGUACUCCAGGACAUCCAGGACCAAAAGGGGAUCAGGGCCCCCCAGGGUACCCAGGGGAUCCAGGAAUUCCAGGACAAAAAGGAUCGGUUGGUGAAAUGGGUUUGCCAGGAACACCUGGAGAAAAGGGUCUGCCGGGAGUACCAGGUUCACCAGGCACACCAGGGUUCCCUGGGCAAAAAGGUGAAAAAGGAGACAAAGGUGCACCAGGUUUUCCUGGAAUUGGCUUUCCAGGGGCUCCUGGUGAGAAGGGAGAACCAGGAAGAACGGGUAGUCCAGGUUCAUCUGGAGAUAAGGGUGAAAAGGGUAGUGCAGGAAUUCCUGGAAUGCCGGGUGCCCCAGGUCCCAAAGGAUCCCCUGGCAUGGCAGGAUUUCCAGGCAACCCCGGCCGCCAUGGAGAAAAGGGUGAAAAAGGACUUCCUGGCUUAAGUGGCAUUCCAGGUUUAAAAGGAGAACCAGGUGAACCUGGCGUUCCGGGUCCUGCUGGUGCCAUUGGACAGAAGGGUGAACCAGGUUAUGAUGGGAUUCCAGGUGCAGCUGGUGCAAAGGGUGAACAAGGUAUUCCAGGUAGAGGACUUCCAGGAUUUCCCGGUGCAAAGGGAGAUAAAGGUGCAAAAGGCGAAGUGGGUUUUCCAGGAUCACCAGGAAGUCCGGGGAUCCCAGGCCUGAAAGGAGAACCAGGAUAUGCUGGUCCACCGGGCCCUAAGGGCAGCCAAGGUCUUCCUGGACUACCAGGAAGUGCAAUUGAGGGCCCUAAAGGAGACAGAGGACCCCAAGGCCAACCUGGCCUUCCAGGUUUACCAGGUCCAACAGGGCCACCAGGACCCCCAGGUCUGAAAGGGGCCAAAGGAGAACAAGGAAGCAAUGGCUGGCCUGGGACUCCUGGGGGUCCAGGAGUCAAAGGUGAUCCAGGUUUCCAGGGACUGCCAGGUAGUCCGGGUUUACCAGGAGAUAUUGGUCAAAAGGGUGAUCUGGGACCUCCAGGAGUUCCAGGUGUUCCAGGUCCAAAAGGAUCUCCUGGCUUCCCAGGCCUUAAGGGUGAGCGAGGUGACCAAGGUCUUCCUGGAUCUAAAGGUUUACAGGGCCCACCAGGCCCACCAGGUGCUUUUCAGCUUGUUAAAGGAGAUCCUGGCUUACCUGGCCCUGUAGGACCAGUUGGUCUCAAAGGAUUCCCAGGACUUCCAGGUCCCAAAGGACAGCAAGGGGUGACAGGACCUUCAGGUAUACCUGGACCACCUGGUAGUCCAGGGUUUGAUGGUAAACCUGGGCAAAAAGGAGAAGUUGGUCCUUAUGGUCCUCCAGGGCCCAGAGGAUUCCCUGGUCCACCUGGCCCUGAAGGUUUGCCUGGGGCUAUGGGCCCACCAGGUGCACCGUCUGUUGCCCAUGGCUUCCUUGUUACCAGACACAGUCAAACCAUUGAAGAACCAUCAUGUCCGUCUGGAACAAGGCUGAUUUACCACGGCUACUCCUUGCUUUAUGUACAAGGCAAUGAAAGAGCACAUGGCCAAGAUCUGGGCACAGCAGGAAGCUGUCUUCGUAAAUUUAGUACCAUGCCUUUCUUAUUCUGCAAUAUCAACAAUGUAUGUAACUUUGCAUCAAGGAAUGACUAUUCCUACUGGCUAUCCACUCCUGAACCCAUGCCAAUGAAUAUGGCUCCUAUCACUGGUGAAAAUAUCAGACCAUUCAUCAGCAGAUGCUCUGUGUGUGAAGCUCCUGCUAUGGUAAUAGCCGUUCACAGUCAAACAAUUCAAAUACCACCGUGUCCUGAAGGCUGGAGUUCACUUUGGAUUGGUUACUCAUUUGUCAUGCACACCAGUGCUGGUGCGGAGGGCUCUGGCCAGGCCCUGGCGUCUCCUGGUUCCUGCCUAGAGGAGUUCCGCAGCGCUCCCUUCAUUGAAUGCCAUGGCCGGGGCACCUGCAAUUAUUAUGCAAACGCUUACAGCUUCUGGCUUGCCACUAUAGAGAGGAAUGAGAUGUUCAAGAAACCGACUCCCUCAACUUUGAAAGCAGGAGAUCUGCGCUCAAACGUUAGCCGUUGUCAAGUCUGUAUGAGACAAACAUAAUGACUUUUGAAUUUCAACUAAUUUCACACAAUAUGGUGCUAUUCGUUUAACAGCAAUGAAGCCUAGACAUAUAUCAUAUGUACCUCAUUGUUGUCCAAUAUGAAAACAGUAAAGUGCCUUUUAGGAACUUGCAUAACUAACACACACUGCUUUACUGGCCCUGUCCUUGCUGAAGAAGAAAAGAGACAACAAAGAUAAGCUUCAAAUGUUGACAUGCCAAAUGGCACUUUUGAUUGAAAUAUAUGUAUUUUUUAUAUAAAUGCAAUGCACUGAUAUAAUAAAAAGUCAGCAUUUAUCCAGAAAAAAUGCAAAGGUGCUAGGAGGUAUGCAGUUCUGCCUUAUACUGUUUGACCCCCCUUUCUCAUUCUUGUAUUAUAUAUUUAGAUUCAUUUUUCUUCCCCAGAUAAGUUUGUUGUUACCGUUAUCUAGGUGUCUCAAAAUCCCAGACUCUUGGGUAUGUACUUAUUGUUCCUGUACAAAGCAAUACUGAUGUAAAAAA
Messenger RNA from Pterocles gutturalis (yellow-throated sandgrouse), 5450 nucleotides. RefSeq names its product collagen, type IV, alpha 1 (gene COL4A1). Gene Ontology annotation, molecular function: extracellular matrix structural constituent. NCBI's taxonomy places the organism in Eukaryota, Metazoa, Chordata, Aves, Pterocliformes, Pteroclidae. The record is from RefSeq and is a predicted model, not a curated record. Gene Ontology annotation, cellular component: basement membrane; collagen trimer. The transcript has 51 exons. Bases 377 to 4951 code for a protein of 1524 amino acids.